AUGAUUAACGAUGAAGAAAGAGAAAAUUCAGCAGAAACAAUUCUGGAACAACAUUAUGAAUCUACAUUUAAGAAUUUUGUAAUUUUUGCCAAGGAUGGAAUUCAAGAAACACUCUAUUAUGCAUGGAAUUUAACAAAGAUGGAAUCAAUUUAUUUAAUUGAAGUUGAUGAAACUUUAGGUGAUGUAAGACCUCCAACUGCAGUCUGUGAUAAUUUAUUAGAAUUUUUACAAAAUGCAUGUUUAGGAAAUUAUAUUCAUGAUGAAAAUUUACACUCUACCAAAUACUUGAAAGAUCAUGAGGAUGAGGACGAUGAUGAUGAAUCUCCACUUGUUGAAAAUGUAUUUAUUCCAAGUCUUGCAUUAAAAACCUCCGAUUAA
Molecule: messenger RNA, 378 nt
Organism: Naegleria gruberi
Lineage: Eukaryota; Heterolobosea; Eutetramitea; Acrasida; Naegleriidae
Exons: 1
Coding region: 1-378 (125 amino acids)
Source: RefSeq, a predicted model, not a curated record